Molecule: messenger RNA, 396 nt
Organism: Suillus paluster
Lineage: Eukaryota; Fungi; Basidiomycota; Agaricomycetes; Boletales; Suillaceae
Exons: 2
Coding region: 1-396 (131 amino acids)
Source: RefSeq, a predicted model, not a curated record
AUGAAACAAGCUGCAGGAGGUGCAGACCCUGCACUGCCAGCAGCCAAAGCUUACAAUGGGAACUACAACAGGAGCUUCGAGGGUGCUGGCAGUCCAGUCAAUAGCCAGCAAGGUUCUGUUGAGUUACAACCUAUGAUCUCUCUUCAACGACCCAUCAAAUUCAAAAUAGAGUAUCAUCCUUCCACUGGCCAUGAACCACUCCUUCAAACCUUCAAGGAGUUUGGUGUCAAUACACAUCAUGAAGAAGAUCUUCCUGUGGAUGAAGAGCCUUGGCAUCCUUUUUGUUCCCAUGGUGACUUUGAGUUUGCGGAGAUCAUGCUCAAUGCCAUGCUCAACAAGUUGCAUAUUGAUGACCUACUUGCUCUCAUUGGUUGCAUAUCGAGAGGCGAGAGCUGA